Phacochoerus africanus (Common warthog) is the source of this 1760-nucleotide messenger RNA. RefSeq names its product glypican 2 (gene GPC2). The record is from RefSeq and is a predicted model, not a curated record. Gene Ontology annotation, biological process: smoothened signaling pathway; cell migration; regulation of protein localization to membrane. Gene Ontology annotation, cellular component: synapse; cell surface; extracellular region. Bases 1 to 1734 code for a protein of 577 amino acids. NCBI's taxonomy places the organism in Eukaryota, Metazoa, Chordata, Mammalia, Artiodactyla, Suidae. The transcript has 10 exons.
AUGUACGCUCUGCGAUCUCUUCUGCUUCUGCUGUUGCCUCUGUGUCCCGGUCCUGGUCCUGGACCUGCUAUCGAGGCAAAGGUCACCCGGAGUUGCAUUGAGACCCGGCAGAUCCUGGGGGCCCGGGGAUAUAGCUUAAGCCUACUCCCUCCCGCCCUGAUCUCAGGUGAGCACCUCCGGAUCUGUCCCCAGGAGUACACCUGCUGUUCCAGUGAGAUAGAGCAGAGGCUGACCUGGGAGACUGAGACCACCUUCCGAGGCCUGGUAGAGGAGAACGGCUCCUUCUUGGUUCACACACUGGCUGCCCGGCACAGAAAAUUUGAUGAUGUUUUUCGGGAGAUGCUCUCAUCAGCUGAGCACUCCCUGUCCCUGCUCUUCCACCGCUCCUUCGGCCGCCUGUAUGCCCAGCACACCCUCUUAUUCAGUGGCCUGUUCUCUCGGCUACGGGACUACUAUGAGAGGUCCGGUGAGGGGUUAGAUGAUGCCUUGGUGGAUUUCUGGGCUCAGCUCCUGGAGAAAAUGUUCCCCCUGCUACACCCACAGUACACCUUCUCCCCCGACUACCUGUUCUGCCUCACACGCCUGGCCUCCUCUGCUGAUGACUCUCUGAAGCCUUUCGGGGACUCACCCCGCCGCCUCCGCCUGCAGAUAACCCGAGCCCUGGUGGCUGCCCGGGCCUUUGUCCAGGGCCUGGAGACUGGAAGAGAUGUGGUCAGCGAAACACUUAAGAUGCCGAUGUCCGAAGGCUGCAGGCGGGCUGUGAUGCGUCUGACAGGUUGCCCCCUUUGCCGGGGGGUCCCCUCGCUGCCACCCUGCCGGGGCUUCUGCCUCAACGUGGCCCAUGGCUGUAUCGGCAGCCAGGGAUUGGAUCCUGACUGGGGGCCCUACCUGGAUGGUCUCCUGUUCCUGGCUGAGAAGAUCCAGGGCCCCUUUUCCUUUGAGUUAGCAGCCCAGUCCCUCGGGGCGAAGAUCUCAGAGGGUUUGAUGCACCUGCAGGAAAACAGUGUGGGGGUGUCAGCCCAGGUGUUCCAGGAGUGUGGGAGCCCCCAACCCACGCCGGCCCGCGCCCGCCGAGCCCCGGCCCCGCGGGAAGAGGUGAGCCGGCUCUGGUCGGCGGCGGCGGCGGAGGAGCGGCCGGCAACCGCUGCGGGCUCCAGCCUGCCCCAGCUGGUGUGGGAGCUCCGCGAGCGGCUGAGCCGAGUGAGAGGCUUCUGGGCCGGGCUGCCCCUGGCGGUGUGCGGGGACCCCCGCAUGGCGGCGGACCUCUCGCAGGAGGCGGCGCCCUGCUGGACCGGAGCUGGGCAGGGCCGGUACUUGUCACCCGUGGUUGGGGGCUCCCAAGCUCAGCACCUCGACAACCCAGAGCUGGAUGCGGAAGCCUCGAGCCCCGACCUUCAGACGCGGAGGCGGCGGCUGAAGCUGCGCGCAGCCACGACCAGGAUGAAGGCGGCCGCCCAAGGACGCGACUUGGAGCAGGAGGACUGGGAGGACGCUAGCGGCUCCGGAGAGGGACAGCACUAUGCAGAUGACUGGAUGGCUGGGGCAGCAGCUGCGGCCCCCCCAGGCCGGCCUCUUCGCCCUCCUCGAAGGGAUAGUGCUGGGGGUAAAGGAGGCGAUGUCCUUAUCCGCCACAACCAGGACAGGAACAGGACUGGAGGGACAUCUAUUGGUUUUCAUGCCCAACCUCUCCUCAUUCUCUUCCUCUCAGCCCUCGCCCUGCUUGGACCUCGAUAACAGGGGAGGGGUGCCCUGGCAUCAGA